Messenger RNA from Naegleria lovaniensis, 1704 nucleotides. RefSeq lists its product as uncharacterized. Gene Ontology annotation, biological process: protein N-linked glycosylation. The record is from RefSeq and is a predicted model, not a curated record. Gene Ontology annotation, cellular component: endoplasmic reticulum membrane. The coding region runs from base 1 to 1704 and encodes 567 amino acids. Gene Ontology annotation, molecular function: dolichyl pyrophosphate Glc1Man9GlcNAc2 alpha-1,3-glucosyltransferase activity. NCBI's taxonomy places the organism in Eukaryota, Heterolobosea, Eutetramitea, Acrasida, Naegleriidae. The transcript has 3 exons.
AUGGCACCAACUCGAUGCCUCAUCAUCUUUGUCGUGAUGAUGGCGAUCAAGAUAUUGCUCAUUCCUAGUUAUUUUAGUACGGAUUUUGAAGUGCAUCGGAAUUGGUUGGCCAUCACUCAUAGUCUUCCGUUAACUCAAUGGUAUCAUGAUACAAGCUCGGAGAAUGCAACAUUGGAUUAUCCUCCUUUUUUUGCAUUCUUUGAAAAAUUACUAAGUUUCAUUGGAUGUAAUUCAUUUUGGGCAAAGUUCGAGCAUGGUAUCAAUGAUAAUUCUACCACUACUACUUCUACAUUCUUUGGAAAUGAACCCAUAUGGUGCCAUGUACAAAGAGGUGUCCAUGUACAAACACUUCCAUUAAUAAUUUUUCAACGAUUGACUGUUAUAUUUAUUAGUGAUUUCAUUUAUUUCCUUGCUUGUGUUUGCUGGGUUUCAGGCAACGAGAAUGAAUUCUUGAAAAAACAUUUUCAAUUAAUUUUAUUGUAUGGUUGUCCAGGAUUAAUCAUUGUUGAUAACAUUCAUUUCCAGUAUAAUGGAAUAUUAUUUGGAAUAUUUUUGUUUUCAUUGUUAGCUUUAAGAAAUGAACGAUAUAUUCUAUCUGGAAUUCUUUACUCGGUAUUACUGAAUAUGAAACAUUUAAAUUUAUAUAUGGCUCCAGCAUAUUUUCUAUUCCUCCUUUUGAAUUAUUGUUUGGAAAGUCGUGGAUCAAUCAUUGGUUUCCUAAGCAGAAUUAGCCGAUUGGGACUGAGUGUUAUUGGAAUAUUUGUGUUGAGUUUUGGACCAUUUUUGUUAAGCUCAGCAAGGAGCACGACCAUGGAUCCAUUGGUAGCCAUGAAGAUGGAAUUGAAUCAAAUUCUCUCGAGACUAUUUCCUUUUGAAAGGGGUUUAACACAUGCCUAUUGGGCACCUAAUUUUUGGGCACUCUACAACACUGCUGAUAAGAUGUUAGCAGUACUCUUUGGAAAAGUACUGAAAAUGGUAAAGCUUGAAGAAGGACAAACUGCUUCACUCACUGGAGGCCUUGUUGGACUCAACCAAGGUACUCACACCAUUCUUCCAACUAUCAGUCCGCGCAUUACCAUUGUACUUUGUCUUUUAUUUUCAUUCACACUUUGUGCCUAUUGUUUCAUAGAAGCAAGAUUCAAUCAGAGACGGAGAAGAAGUAAUAUACAGACCAUGUUACUGGCCAUAACAAAUUCAGUUUUUGCAUUCUUUAUGUUUGGCUGGCAUGUCCAUGAGAAGGCCAUUCUGAGCGCCUUGAUUCCUCUAGCUAUACUCGUGACCAUCUCGACUCACAAUUUCGAAAAUCAUUUUAAAUUAUUUGCUUUCACAUCCAUUGUUGGAACAUACUCCCUUUUCCCUUUAUUGUUCCAACCAAGAGAAUUACUGGUACGAUGGUUCCUAUUAAUUAGUUUUUUCCAAAUCAUCAGGUACAUUUGGAAUGCAACUACGAGACCUACCAGCACUAUAGAUUCAAAAGCUCCGUCAUUAUUUUCACUUACUGAAGCACUAUUUCUGUAUGGUUUGAUUUUUAUUGAGCUCUAUCAAUCUUGCAUUCACAAUUUGAUUUUUCAAGACAGACUUCCUUUUCUGCCUUUGAUGAUGAUUUCCUUUUACUGCUCCCUCGGUUUGCACUAUGCAUGGUCGAAAAUAAUUAUUACAACAAUAAGUCAUGACGAUUCUGUGAGGAAAGAGAAAAUAAACUAG